Molecule: messenger RNA, 1850 nt
Organism: Pollicipes pollicipes
Lineage: Eukaryota; Metazoa; Arthropoda; Thecostraca; Pollicipedomorpha; Pollicipedidae
Product: CLIP domain-containing serine protease 14D
Exons: 1
Biological process (GO): proteolysis
Molecular function (GO): serine-type endopeptidase activity
Source: RefSeq, a predicted model, not a curated record
UUUCAAGAUGAUGCUUUCCUCACUGCUGCCGCUGCUGCUGGUGGUGGCGCCGCUGCUGACGACGACGACGUGCGAGCGGCACCGGCGACAGGCCAGCAGGGAAGGCCGGCUCUGCAUCGACUCCACCGGCACCACGGGUGUCUGCCACUUCCAGUUCGACUGUAUAGCGACCGUGCGCAUCAUGACGCUUCAAGACCAGCAGUGCGGCUUCAGCAACGGCCAGCAGCUCUUCUGCUGCCCCGACGAACGGUCGCGACCCCGACUACCCAGCAUCCCCCGGCCAACGUUCCGCCCCUUUAUAAACACGCCGAACGUGGCGGCGCUUGCCCAGGCGCUGGCGGGCCAAGCCGUCACGCAGUCGCCCGAGGGCCACCCGAACCUGCCACUGCUGGAGGACGGCAAGUCUGCGGCGUCAGUCUCGGCGUUCGGAUCUUCGGCGGCCGCAAGUCAGACCGCGGCCGCUUCCCUUGGCUGGCGGUGCUUACUUACACCAGCCCCAGCCACGGCGGGCCGACGCUCAAGUGCGGCGGCGCGCUCAUCAACACGCGCUACGUGCUGACGGCGGCGCACUGCGUGACCGCGCUGCCGGCCGACUAUCGGUUCCACUCGAUCCGCCUGGGCGAGUACGACCUGAGCGGCAGAGACCCGACGGCGCCGGCGCCGCAGGAGUUCACCGCCGAAGAGAUUAUCGUGCACCCGGGCUACCACCGACCAGCGCUGCACCGCAACGACCUGGCGCUGGUGCGUCUGGACCGCGCCGCGCGCGAGGACGACGACGUGGGCCGCAUCUGCCUGCCGCUCGGCGAGUGGCGGCAGCGCAACUGGCUCGGCAUGAGGCUGACCGUGGCCGGCUUCGGCCUGACGCACGACGGGGGCGAGCCCAGCCAGCAGCUGAUGGAGGUGGACGUGCCCGUGCGAGCCCUGGACGAGUGCCAGCGACUCCUCAGGCCGCUGGCGCUGCUCGGGCCAGGCCAGCUGUGCGCCGGCGGCGAGCAGGGGCGCGACUCGUGCCGAGGCGACUCGGGCGGCCCUCUGAUGGCGACCGACCCCGACGGGCGCUUCCACCUCAUCGGCAUCGUCUCGUUCGGACCGCGAAGUUGCGGGUCCAGCGUCCCGGGCGUCUACGCGGAUGUGGCCUCGUACCUCGGCUGGGUGCUCGACUCGAUGAGAGCGUGAGGCGCCCGUCGGACUGUCCGAGUCACGUGAGGUCAGAUGAAGUCAACGGAGGUCAAAAUAUGGCACGUGUCAACUAAGGUCAACAGGGUUCAGCUGAGGUCGGCCGGGUCGUGAAGUGGCGGGCUCGCGAGCGAUGAACAGGUCGACGAAGGAAUCGCGGUAAAGAGCACCACCGCGUGGAACUAUUGGUAUAUAAGUAUUGGAGGCCUGUGGCGGACAGGCAUGGCCACUCAGACAAACAUUGGGCGGUGCCACACGUCGUCGGCUAAGUUGUAACACACCACAAUGGCGUGAGAUAUCUGCGACAGAAGCUCAUCCCUCAAGAAAGGGAGCUUUGAGUUUCAUCAUCCGCUGGGUGGUGGGUCGCACGCUUGAGUAAGACUAUCCGUAAAAGUUCAGCGAUUAGUUGAGGUAUCAGCAACUAACCUAGGUCAGUUGCAUGGUCAGUAGAAUCUUCGAGAAACACUGCGUGCUUAUGCAAAUAUAAGUAUGAUGAACUAAUUCCCUUAUCAGGUCGAGGAGCUUAUGAGCACGUGAUUCAUCAUUAUUAUGAGCACGCGAUUCAUCAUUAUUCAGUCAUGGUCAUUGGUAUGCAUUGAACCGCUGUGGAUCUCAAUGGCUAACAAUGAUAUGAAAGCACUUCUUCGAGUGGAAACGGCAAUAAAGAUAGGCUC